CGUGUUUUAGUUGCGUUCAAACGCUUUAGUCUGUAAGUAAGCAAGCCGAAAGCCAACGCAAAAGUCACGAGAAACGGAGCUACGAUCGAGGCUCUGGACGGUUCGAGAGCUCAGCGCCGAAUGCGAACAACUUUGGAGUUCGGUCCGCUCAGCAGAGUCAGCAGGCCAGACCUCAGCAAGUGAGAGUUGAAAACACAGCGCUCUCCCGUGGCAGCAGCCACAGCCACAGCCACAGUCAACAACAGCAACAACAACAAGGAAAGAAAGUCAAAUCAAGAGGCGGCAAGACGAGAUCGCUCGAUUACCUAAUAGUGAGGCUGGCGGUGCAGAUUAAUGGCCAGACGCUCUCUAUUCCACAACGCCAUGAAUAUAGCAGGAGAAAACAGAAGCUUUGAGACUAAACACACCAGAGUUAUCAACAACCCGAACCAAAAACAAACGCUGACAGCAACAGCAACAACAACAACAACAUACGAUCGUCGCCUCUAUCGAACCAUUGUGAAUUCAUAUCCAUAAUUUGUAGAUCUGCGGAUCUAUGGCAUCUAUGCAUUUGUAAUUUAGAAAGCGCCUGAGCAGCAUUAGACUACACAAAGAUCACAGUUAGAGCACGCCCGAGUGCAGCCAUUCACCCACGACACACGCUCCGUGGAGCACACCGAGCUAGUGCAGCCUGCAGCGCAUUUGCUUUCUCCUCUUGACCAGGUGUCAGUCGUGUCCACAUCGCCGUCGCCGUUGCCGUCGCGCAGCUCUCUUACACAACCCGCGCAAUGAUAGUGCUACGCUUCACGCUCCUCACACUGCUCCUAUCGCUGGCCAGCGUCGAUUCCGGUAAUAAUGCACCACAAGAUGUGCCGACGCCGCCCCUCGCAGUGCCUGUGCGAAAUGUGCCGCAGAGACUGCCAGCAGCCGGCCACAGCAACAGCCAUAGCAACAGCAGCAGCAGCCGAGGCAAUGUACCAAUUGCGAUUGCCCAGCAGCAGCAGCAGCAGCAGCAGGAGGCGGCCACAAAUGGACGCGACAAGCGAGGUGCCACCAGCAGCAGCACGACGCGCAGCACGCAGCACAGAAGAGGCAGAAACCACAGCAUCAGCCCGGGCCCCAACAGCAAUCACUUUCAGCUGGAUCAGAGCGAGCUGGCGCGCCAGAAUCAGAUAACCCAACAGAUCUUUGCCAACUUUCUGGAGCGCCGAUUGUUUCCCCAUCGCAAUGUUAGCCAGAAUAUACCCACCAUAGAGGAUAUACUGCCCAAGCCGAAGCCGGCGCUUCAUCCUCGUCCACGCGGCCUUGCGGCCAACAUCGACAGCUUCAAGAGCGGCGGAGGAGCUCAGCGCAAUCGUCUGGCAGCUGUGGCGGCCAGCAAGCGGCUGACGAGCUCCAAUAGCCGCCUCGUGACCUACGAGGAUGAGGAGGAGGACCUGGCGGAUCAGCAGUCCCAGGCGAACAGCAAUCCGCACGAUGAGUACGACGAUGAUGUGCAGGAGUCGCUGCAGAGCGUGGAAUCGGAGCAGCACGAUCAGUACUACGGCAAUAUAUUCCAACGUGAUCCCAGCGAGAAUGAAAUUGAUAGCGACUGCCCCAACUGCGUGGACGAGUCGCAGUACACGCCAAACAAAUGGACGAUGCCGCUGCUGAAGCUGGGCGAGAAGCGCUACUAUCUGGGCAUCUUCUUCAAGGCGAAUUGGUUCAAAGCCACGCAAUAUUGUCGCUACCAUGGCAUGCACUUGGCUAGCAUUUCAUCACAGGAAGAGAACGAUAGACUGGAGAAACACAUACGCGACUUUGGUUUGGGCCACGAGCACUUCUGGAUAUCUGGCACAGAUCUGGCCGACGAGGGCAACUACUUUUGGAUGGCCACGGGCCGGCCCAUCACGUUCACCAACUGGAAUGCCGGCGAGCCAAACAAUUUCCGCUACGAGAACGGCGAGGAGGAGAACUGCCUCGAGCUGUGGAAUCGCGAUGGCAAAGGCCUGAAGUGGAACGAUUCGCCCUGCAGCUUCGAGACCUACUUUGUCUGCGAGGUGCAGCCCGUCUGAUGGAGCACAGCCCGGCCACACUUUCCACAUCCCCCAUCUGCAUAAACAUUCGUAUCUUCGUAUAUACGCAUACAUAGAUAUAUAUAGGAUAUCAAGCAUACGACAUGCGGCACACAAAGCAAAAACAAAACAAACUUAGUUAUUAUGUUGCGUAGUGUACACUAGCUGAUAAGUGUGUAAGGGCAUCUGAAUUUCGCAGUGCUGUGCUGUGCAUGUAUUAAUCUAAUUCACAUACGAACCCAAAAUUUCAACAUAAUUUAACAACAAUUUCGGUUAAGUUCAAGUUCUUGUUGAUGCUUAGCUAGUAAAUAAAUUUAAAUUAUACGUUCGUCUAGAUCGUAGGAAUGUAAAAAGAAA
This is a messenger RNA of Drosophila navojoa, 2390 nucleotides long. It is a transcript of the gene tfc, whose product is annotated as Brevican core protein triforce. The record is from RefSeq and is a predicted model, not a curated record. Lineage: Eukaryota; Metazoa; Arthropoda; Insecta; Diptera; Drosophilidae.